Linum trigynum is the source of this 1008-nucleotide messenger RNA. Lineage: Eukaryota; Viridiplantae; Streptophyta; Magnoliopsida; Malpighiales; Linaceae. The record is from the annotation of a GenBank genome assembly.
UUAUACCCAAAAUGGAUAAUAUCUUAAUCAAAAAAAUGUUCGACAUGUUAUGAAUGGUAUUAGAGUCUCUCUGUAACCCAAAACAAUAAGUAAUUUAGUUAUAUGAAAUAGUUAAAUCAUAACUAUCCCAUGAUUUUACUACCUAAUAGUCUAUGUUAAAUUUUUCCGGUAUAACCUCCGUUACGUUUACACCGUUUAAUGCAUCGAAACGGACAAACCAAGAUUCGGAAAAUGCUAGAGAGCUAACACCAUGCAUUAUUACAAAAGUACAAAUGGACAUUAACAUCCAACUGCCCAACCCAGCCCAACCCAGUCAACGAUGCCAAACCAAAAAAAAACAAACAUUAUAGAACUUCAAUUACUACUAUUUAUGAAGGAGCAUAUCUUCUUCACCAAAACGGCAGCGUUCUCGCAGCCAGCAUUCCACAAGUGGAAAACAUGCUGCUCGCCUUCCGCCUCCACAAGUUCCACGUCACCUUCCCACCCGCUCCCUUUCAGCAGCUCGCAGUAAUGCUUCCCUCUCGCUCUCAAGAAAUCCUUCUCCGCCACCAUAACCAGCACGUUCGAGCAGCCCAGCCGGGCCAGGUCCGGCUCGAACGCCGGGUUCAGAUACGGGUCGUCCAGCCCGGCCGUCGACGUCGGGCAGGCCAGCAACCAGAACCGCUCCCACCAAUCGGGCACCUGAGCCGCCUCGUCGUCGAUCGGUUCCUUCCCGGCGAAAUACGGGUGGACCAGGACCAACCCGGCCAGCCGCGGCAGCCCCUCUACCUUUUCUCGCCCGUACCUUCAGUAGCGUAGCCAAAAUUUUAUAUAUCUUAGUUCGAAUUUGAAAUAAAACGAUUAUCUUUUAAACAUUUUACUGUAGUAAUAUAUGAAAAACUUUUUUCUAACAGCAAGUUUUAGUAGAAAUAACAAUUUAGCCAGAAUUUUAUAUAUCUUAGUUCGAAUUUGAAAUAAAAAGAUUAUAUUUUAAACAUUUUACUGUAGUAAUAUAUGAAAAACUUUUUU